GUGGGGGAGUGGGAGAGAAAAUCUAGGAUUCUACGUCCAGGGAGUUCUGGCCAGGAGAGACCCACCGUGGACACAGCUGAUAUCAAUGCCCGCAUGGUGUUGUUGGUCAGUGGCCUCGAUCGUAAUAAAGAGGCAGCAGCAAGGGGAGGAAGGGAUUGUUCUGUUCUGCUCUGAUCUGUCCUCGAUUGUUUCUUCGAGGAGCUGCCGCUGCUGGACCUCGAUACGUUUCCGUGCUAUAUAGAGGCUGACUGCGCAUGCUGAAUCUGUCCUGCAUAAUUUAUAUCGAGAAUCGCUGGAGAACAAACUUCAGACGUUCAGUUCACGAAAUCGUACGACCUGAGAGCGAGAGGCAGACGAACAAAUUUGUCACUCGAAGCAUGAUCCCAACCGGUCCGGGCACAAUGAUUUCUUUCCAGCAGUAUCAUCAUUAUCAUCUCUCCCUCGGAAUUGCCACUGUCAGUGUCUCGUCAUCUAAGAAGCCCGUAGCAGCUUCCCUCUCGACACAGGGGAAUUCUUCUCUGAGCACCACAAAUCAUGCUCACGGAGGCAGGAAGGAGAAGUCCGGCACCAGCAGAGCUCCAGUUGGCGGCGGCGGCUGCUGCUGCAAAAACAAAAACAGCACCACCACCACCACCACCAGCCGCCAGGGACGACGAAGAAAGAGCCUGAAUCUGGAUAUCAGGCAUGCAGCCACAGCAGAGCUGAGGUCCACGUUCGGUGGUAUGUACAACGAGCAGCAGCAGCAGGAUCGAGAUGAGGAUCAGGAUCAGAGACGAGAGCGAUUCAGCCCCCACGACACAGUGUCCGAAAUGCUGGACAGCGAGGUGCACGAGGAGACGAGAAAUCCGACCAUCGUCGAGAAAGCCAUGUCGUUCUCGGGUGCGUACUACGAUCAGUACAGGAAGGUGAUGCGCGAGGGGUGCGCAGGAGUGGAGGAUGCGUACUGGGAGCUCGUGGUGGCGGACGUGCGCGAGGCCUGCGACAUGCUGCUGCCAAUAUUCAAGGAGAGCCGGGGCGACGACGGCUACGUGUCGGUGGAAGUGGCCCCGUACCUGGCUCACGACGAGCAGCAGACGCUGGACGCCACCAAAUGGUUGCACCGCAAGGUGCAGCGCCCGAACGUGUACAUCCGCAUCCCGGCCACGGCCGACGGGCUGCCGGCGGUGACCGAGGCCGUGGCCACGGGCAUCAGCGUCAACAGCACGCUCAUCUUCUCGCUCCGCCGGUACGAGCAGGUGGCCGAGGCCUUCCUCCGCGGGCUGGAGGCGGUCCAGGCGCCGGCGUCGGCCGAUCUGUCGCACAUCUCGGCCGCCGCCACCUUCUUCGUCGGCAGCGUCGACUCGCUCGUCGCCCGCCGCCUCGACGAGCUCGGCUCGCCCGAAGCUCUGGGUCUCCGAGGCCAGGCCGCCGGCGCUCUCGCUGCUCUCGCCCUCGAGAUAUGGCGGCAGAAAUUCAGCGGGCCCCGGUGGGAAGCUCUGGCUCGUCGGGGCGCCAGGAAGCAGCGCCUUAUCUUCGCCUCGACAAAUUCGCCGUCUCCCCCCUCGAGUCCUCAGAUAACGUUUCCCACGCAUAUUGAAGCUCGCGAAUUCGAGCACUGUCACGUCCCGGGAGGAGAAAGGAGAAUUUACACGCGGAUUCAGGAGCUGGGUGUUUGCUGGGACGAUGUUGCUCAGUAUCUCGAGGACGAGAGCAUUAAGGAGAAUCAGGAACGGUUCGAGUCCACUCUCACUAUUCUGGUGAAGGCUGAUUUGGAAGACCUGUUUUCCGGAUAGGAGGAAUUGGGGAAGAAGUUCGUUAGACUUUUGUAAAUUCGACCGCGUCUGAGAUUUACUUCUAGGACUGAUUCUUAUGGGUAUGGCUAUCGAGCUGACACAUGCUAGAGGCUUGACCAUGUAUUCAUAGUUACCAUAGACCUUGUAUAAUGUUAUUGUUGCAACGUCGAUGCGUGUGAUAGGGCUCCUUUCUCUCGUGUCGUAACCAGCUGUGGGUCAAUUGUCUGUGAACGGGACGUGAAUCUGUUCUGCUGAAGUUGCAGCAAAACUUUGGCCGAUUUCACAGCACUGCCACACACAAACAGACGGAAGCAAGAAGUGAGAUCGAGGAGGAGGCAAAAUCAGAAAGUCAGAUUGUGCAGAUUGUGUUCCGAAUAGUAGACAUUAUUGCCGUUUAUAUUCCUGUUUACUCCUGUGUACAGCAUUUAAAUGUUCAUGUUUUCACAGGUGAUUGAUUAAUCACCUGUGACUAAUCUCGUGCUCACGAGGUAUCUUGAGUCGAAUUAGUAGCCAGAAUUCAUCAAACCUACAGUUGGAAGAACAACAUUCAGGAGUACAAUGAUACGGACUCAUGCGAGUAUGAUGUAUGGUCCCUUGUCUACUCUAGUUGUCAACGACUCGUACAUUUCCCCAGUUGUUGAACCCUGGGCCCUGCCUGUUGAUUUCGGCUUAUACAUUCAUUUCGUGAGGACAGAGUAACGACGUUGUCAAUCAGCCAUCAAACUAUGCUAUCUUUUCUGGAGCAUGCGAUAUAUUUUCCUUUGAUGGAGAAGGCAGUGACUUACUCCUGUACAUGUGUACCGGGACGUUCAUCCGUGUCUCCUGCUGCGGGAAAAGUUGCAGAUGAUCGACACGAUGAUAGACAGGUUGCUGAUGUAAGAAAUGAUGGAAAAAUCUUGAACUAGUAAAUUAAUAGGAAACUACAUUCUUUGGGAUGUCCAGUCCACAUCUACAUCGGUAGCACUUGAACUUACGGUGUAUGGUACUCAUGUACGAAAGGUAUCUUACCUAUAAUGUACAGGUAUGUUACAGUAUGUCACAAUAGAAUGGUAAAAGAUUUUUGACGAGUUCCUC
Messenger RNA from Marchantia polymorpha subsp. ruderalis, 2846 nucleotides. NCBI's taxonomy places the organism in Eukaryota, Viridiplantae, Streptophyta, Marchantiopsida, Marchantiales, Marchantiaceae. The record is from the annotation of a GenBank genome assembly.